Messenger RNA from Paramuricea clavata, 408 nucleotides. Lineage: Eukaryota; Metazoa; Cnidaria; Anthozoa; Malacalcyonacea; Plexauridae. The record is from the annotation of a GenBank genome assembly.
AUGGCAACUGGGAACAGUGUAAUUGAGAAUAAGUUAGUACAGCUUAAGCUUAUAGUUGGGCGAACCAAAAAGAUUCUGGAAUCCGGAAAUCAAGAAGCAGUUGAGCGACAACGACGAGCUUUGCGAACCAUUGUUGCUGACAUAGACAAAUGUAAAAUGGAAGAAGAAGCAAGAAUGAUUGACGAGAAAAAGGAGUUGACAGAAAUUAGUGAAUGGAAUUCAAACAUUGAGGAAAAGUUAUCUGAAGCAGACAAGGACAUCCAUGACUUGAGAGAAUGGUGUGAAAGCAAGAAACGAGAAUGCGAGGAAAACCAGCGGAAGCAAGAAUUAGAUUUUGAACAUGAACUAUUUCAGACACGCCUAAAAUUCCAGAAUGAGCUACAGGCAGCCAAACUAAAGCAAGAAUGA